AUGACUGGUAUUGAAGCCAAAGUGGUUGUUUUAGGAUGUCCGAACGUCGGUAAAUCUGCCCUAACUGUGAGAUUCCUAACAGGAAGAUUCAUUGGUGAAUAUGAAUCUAAUUUAGAUCGUUACUACAAACAUUUAGUGCCACACAAUGACGUGUCAAUGUCAAUUGAAGUACUGGACAGUUGCUGCCAAGAGCAAGAACUUGGAGAAGAAUUGUUGUGUAAAGAAUCUCACGUCAAAUGGGGGGACGCGUUCGUAGUCGUCUACAACAUAUGUGAUAGGAGAACUUUUGAUGUAUUGGAAAGACAAAUACAGUACAUCCACAAAGCAAAAGUACCAUGUUCGGUUCCCAUAGCAAUAAUCGGGAAUAAAACCGAUCUCAACGCUCAUCGACAGGUCCCACUCGAGGAUGGGGAAUUACUUGCCGAAGAGUAUGGAUGUCACUUUUUUGAAGUUACCGCUAGAGGGGGCUGUACCGGCGUGUCGAAAGCGUUUACUUCAAUUGUCCAAGACGUGAACACGACUAAGAGACAGAAAACCACAUUGCGCAGGCGUAACAGCGUCACCAAGGCGAUCAGCAAUAAAGUGUUAUCAGCUGUUCAAACAUUCAGGACUAAACAACCCCAUCACCAGCAAUCAAAUUCUCUCCGCUCCCGACAUCAUCAUCAGCACCACCAUCCAGGUGAAACCUCGUACGUGAAACCAAAAUCAAGGAAAACUUCGCUUCAAAUGUUUUGA
Messenger RNA from Saccoglossus kowalevskii, 735 nucleotides. RefSeq names its product ras-related and estrogen-regulated growth inhibitor-like. The record is from RefSeq and is a predicted model, not a curated record. NCBI's taxonomy places the organism in Eukaryota, Metazoa, Hemichordata, Enteropneusta, Harrimaniidae. Gene Ontology annotation, molecular function: GTPase activity; GTP binding.